CUUUUCUCUUUGCGUCGUGUCUCUAGCCCCACCCACAUAACAGCAAUCGAGAUGUCCCCUUUUUCUUCCUUCUUCUCUCUUCUUCAUGCAUUUUCCUUCUUCCAUUUUCUUGUUCUGGCUUUUAUCUCCAGCUGCUGUUGAACUUCGCGCAAAGGAAAGCGACGAUCUCCGGUGGCGACGACGUUGGGCUGUAGAAGGAAGGGAUAAGUAUCUCGACGGUUCAAUUGCUGGCAAGGCAUGGGGAGGAAAAGGAAAGUUGCAGGCGAUGCUGGAGAAGCUUAUAAAACUAAAUACAACUUCUGGGAUGCAUCACACGAUGGUCCGUUUCUUAAAUGCUUGAUGGAAUUAACAGAGAAAGGUCACAAUCUUCUGGGCAGAAGUGAAUAUGUCUUUUGAAAAUGGUUGUAGUAGAAUGACAACCAUCUUAUGUAAAGAAUUGUAUGUCUUUUAUUAGUGCAGCUUAAUAGUACACUGAACGGUGUAAAUGUUUAAAGGCAUUGUUAUAGUGGUUUAAGACAUGGUUAUUCUAGCUUCCAUGAUUGUCAAUUUUAUUACAGGAACUGUCCAUGGGUGAACAAAAGUAUAUGUAACAUCCCGAACCUUUUCUCA
This is a messenger RNA of Linum tenue, 609 nucleotides long. Lineage: Eukaryota; Viridiplantae; Streptophyta; Magnoliopsida; Malpighiales; Linaceae. The record is from the annotation of a GenBank genome assembly.